Messenger RNA from Equus quagga, 5369 nucleotides. It is a transcript of the gene ERMP1, whose product is annotated as endoplasmic reticulum metallopeptidase 1. Lineage: Eukaryota; Metazoa; Chordata; Mammalia; Perissodactyla; Equidae. The record is from RefSeq and is a predicted model, not a curated record. Gene Ontology annotation, molecular function: metalloexopeptidase activity. Gene Ontology annotation, biological process: proteolysis. The transcript is spliced from 15 exons. Bases 33 to 2720 code for a protein of 895 amino acids.
GGUAGUUGUGCUGGCGGCGGAGGCUCGUGGCUAUGGAGUGGGGUUCGGAGUCGGCGGCCGUGAGGCGGCACCGCGUCGGAGGGGAGCGCCGGGACGGCCCGGGGGCCACGCCGCAACCGGAGAGGGAGGCCCCGGCGCAGGAUUCCCUGGCGGACUCGUGCGGUGGCGGCGCAAGGACGCGGAAGCGGAGCGGGGCGGGCAGCGCGCUGUCUGAGGCGCCCGCCGCGCUGGGGCUGGCGCUCUACCUGCUCGCGCUGCGGACGCUCGUCCAGCUCUCGCUGCAGCAGCUCGUGCUGCGCGGGGCCCCUGGGCACCGCGGGGAGUUCGACGCGGGCCAAGCCAGGGAUUAUCUUGAACACAUAACAGCUAUUGGCCCCAGGACUACAGGAAGUCCAGAAAAUGAAAUUCUGACGGUGCAUUACCUCCUGGAACAGAUUAAACUGAUUGAAGUUCAAAGCAGCAGCCUUCACAAGAUUUCAGUAGAUGUACAGCGGCCCACAGGCUCCUUUAGCAUUGACUUCUUGGGUGGUUUUACAAGCUACUAUGACAAUAUCACCAAUGUUGUAGUAAAGCUGGAACCCAGAGAUGGAGCCCAGCAUGCGGUCCUGGCUAACUGUCAUUUUGACUCAGUGGCAAACUCACCAGGUGCCAGUGAUGAUGCAGUUAGCUGUUCAGUGAUGCUGGAAGUCCUUCACGUCUUGUCAACGUCUUCAGAAGCCUUACAUCAUGCUGUCAUUUUUCUCUUUAAUGGUGCUGAGGAAAAUGUCUUGCAAGCCAGUCAUGGUUUCAUCACUCAGCACCCCUGGGCCAGCUUGAUUCGUGCAUUCAUUAACUUGGAGGCAGCAGGUGUAGGAGGAAAAGAACUUGUGUUCCAAACAGGUCCUGAAAAUCCAUGGUUGGUCCAAGCUUACGUUUCAGCAGCUAAACACCCUUUUGCUUCUGUGGUGGCUCAGGAGGUUUUUCAGAGUGGAAUCAUUCCUUCAGAUACUGACUUCCGUAUCUACAGGGAUUUUGGGAACAUUCCAGGAAUAGACUUAGCUUUUAUUGAGAAUGGAUACAUUUAUCACACCAAGUACGACACAGCGGACAGAAUUCUAACAGAUUCCAUUCAGAGAGCAGGUGACAACAUUUUAGCAGUUCUUAAAUAUCUAGCUACAUCUGAUAUGUUGGCCACUUCUUCUAAAUAUCGACAUGGAAACAUGGUCUUCUUUGAUGUGUUUGGCUUAUUUGUCAUUGCCUACCCCUCUCGUGUUGGCUCAAUAAUUAACUACAUGGUGGUAAUGGCUGUUGUUUUGUACCUGGGCAAAAAAUUUUUGCAGCCCAAACAUAAGACUGCUAACUACACGAAGGACUUCUUCUGUGGACUUGGCAUCACUCUGAUAAGCUGGUUCACUAGCCUGGUUACUGUCCUCAUUAUAGCAGUGUUCAUCUCUCUUAUCGGACAGUCUCUCUCAUGGUAUAACCACUUCUAUGUCUCCGUUUGUCUGUAUGGAACUGCAGCUGUAGCCAAAAUAAUAUUCAUACAUACCCUCGCAAAAAGAUUUUAUUUUGUGAAUGCCAGUGGCCAGUACCUGGGAGAAGUAUUUUUUGACGUCUCGCUGUUUGUGCACUGUGGUUUCCUCAUAGCUCUCACUUAUCGAGGACUUUGCUCGGCCUUUAUCAGCGCUGUCUGGGUGGCGUUCCCGUUGCUCACAAAGCUUUGCGUGCACAAGGGCUUUAAGCAGCACGGUGCUCAAGGAAAAUUUAUUGCCUUUUACCUUUUGGGGAUGUUUAUUCCUUAUCUUUAUGCAUUGUACCUCAUCUGGGCGGUAUUUGAGAUGUUUACCCCUAUCCUUGGGAGGAGUGGUUCGGAAAUUCCACCUGACGUUGUGCUGGCUUCCAUUUUGGCUGGUUGUACGAUGAUUCUCUCUUCCUAUUUCAUUAACUUCAUCUACCUUGCCAAAAGCACAAAAAAAACCAUGCUAACUUUAACUUUGGUGUGUUCAGUUACAUUCCUCCUUGUUUGCAGUGGAACAUUUUUCCCAUAUAGCUCCAAUCCUGCCAGUCCGAAGCCAAAGAGAGUGUUUCUUCAGCAUGUGACUAGAACAUUUCAUGACCUGGAUGGAAACAUAGUUAAACGGGACUCCGGAAUAUGGAUCAAUGGGUUUGAUUAUACUGGAAUGUCUCACAUAACAUCUCACAUUCCCGAGAUCAACGACACCAUCCGAGCUCACUGUGAGGAGAGCGCGCCCCUCUGUGGUUUCCCCUGGUAUCUUCCAGUGCACUUUCUCAUCAGGAAAAACUGGUAUCUUCCUGCCGCAGAAGUUUCUCCAAGAGAUCCUGCUCACUUCAGACUUGUGUCCAAAGAACGGACACCCUGGGAUUCUGUAAAGCUGACCUUUGAAGCCACAGGACCAAGCCAUAUGUCAUUCUACGUUCGAACCCACAAAGGGUCAACACUUUCUCAGUGGUCUCUCGGGAAUGGCACCCCAGUGACAAGUAAAGGAGGGGACUACUUUGUAUUUUAUUCCCAUGGACUUCAGGCCUCUGCAUGGCAGUUCUGGAUAGAAGUACAGGUCUUGGAAGAACAGCCUGAAGGAAUGGUUACUGUUGCCAUUGCUGCCCAUUAUCUUUCUGGGGAAGACAAGCGAUCCUCCCAGCUGGAUGCUCUGAGAGACAAGUUCCCAGACUGGACAUUUCCCUCUGCCUGGGUGUGCACCUACGAUCUCUUUGUGUUUUAAUCUUGUGGAUGAGCUCUAAGUACGUGCCCAGUGGGAUACUCCAUGUGACACUGGUUUCUCCCUAUGUUUCAUGGAUGUUUGUAACGUCAGUCAGUGAAUUUUAAUGAGCAUAUGUUCAAAGAGCUUUGUGGGUAACUCUUCAGGGCCAAGCAGUAUAAUGGUUAUGCUGUGGGGUACUGAUUCAUGGCCUUUUUGAAACUUGAAAAUGCCAGUUUUCUGGCGCUUAAGCACAUGUGGGUACUGCCACUACACACGUAUGUCAUUUUAUAUGACCUCAAGGACAAGAGCCAACAAACCACUUUAAUAGUUGUCCCCUUAGGAUCUAGAAGGUAGUCUAAGACCAUUUGUUAAUGAGACAUGACAUUUCCAAUUAAAGCCCAAGACCACUGGUUGCGUCUGUGGAUGGGAGGUAGAGUAUCAUUCACUGGGGUGAUGAUUCCCCCCGGACUCAUUAGAAAACAACUGAAAUAAGGACUCGGGAAGAACCAUGGGCCUUUUGAGGCCCUAGCCUGUGCUGACGGCUGUGCUGCCUCACGCAGCCUCUAGACUGCGCUGCAUCUCUGUAGUGAAGCCCGUGACCUCUGAUGUGGAAACCUUGCUCAGCUGGUGACUCCUGUCCUUCUAGAAAGUGUGCACUGAGAUCCAUCGUUGUGAUCCUCUUGAGGUUGUUUUCAAUGCCUCUUUCCCUCUGAAACAUCUCUGUUCCCCGCGUCACCUUAUCAUUUUGAGAAGAGGAGCAUUUGUCCAGCUCCAUUUCCCUCUGCAUUUUCACAGGCUCUUUUGGUUCAGAAUGGUGGCUUGCGCAAGUACACAACCUUAACUUCCUUCCUCAGAGCACUGAGUUGCCAUAGUGGCUAUUCUUGGCGGGGAGAGGCUGGGCAUUUUAUAAAUAUUUAUUCUCUUUGUUUUGUAGGAGUCUUCUGUUAUCCAAGGUUAAUCCUUUAGGGCAUCCUUUUAUUGAUGCACUGGGUCCUUAUUUGUAUCUGUUUUCCAGCCAAUUGAACAGAUUAGUUUCUCAGUAACUUACUGUCUGGAAGAGCUGCCUUUCCUGAGACUUGAGCGUGUGGCUUGUACUGGAACGAGACCACUAUACCUACAGCUGUUGGUGUUCAGAUCCUGCGCAAUGACAGCCCAGGUUAAAGGUGCUUUUCAUUUUGAAGAAGAUGGCUGUGUAGCUGGGAGGUUGUACCACAGCAGUGCCUCUCAUGGCUUCUUGGCUCCAGCAGUGGAAAGGCUUGGUGAGAUCAGUGAUAAAUUCCACUAGCUUUCUUUUUUCCAUUAACAAAUGUAAAAAGUUGGAGGAAUUUUGAGUUGGGCAAGCAUCAGCCAAGCAAAGCCAUAGUAAAACAAACAAAGUAGCACUUGGAUCCGCCUGAACAGAAGAGCAUUUUAAGUGUGCGUUGCAGGAGGAAAUUCUUUUUGAAGCUGCUUGUGUGAUGUGUACAUUGUGCUUUCUUAAUCAUGCUCCUCACAUUGCCUGCCUAAUCUGUGACUCCUUAAAAACUGACAGGGCCCAUACAGACAGCAGGGCUGCAGCCAUGGACACUGGAGCCAUUGCUUUUCCCAGACUUCGUAGAAACUACAUCUAUUACUAGUCUCAAGUGCUUCAAGCGUCUCCUGCUACAUGUAUCUGUCAGGUGGUACAUAAGGUUUGCAGUGUUUAAAGCUUGAAUAGAAUCACAGUUGUGGAGAAAAAGUUAGAAACAUCUCAAUGAAUUUAAAAAUACAGGCAUAUUUCCUGUGGUGACUCUGAAAUAGAGUAGAAAUUAUUUAUGGGGGGGGGGGAAGCAAAAUCCCAAGUAUUGAGGAAGGACAUUGUAUGAAAACAAAUAGUUUCCUGUGAUUUUUUUCCCUUGGGAAGUAAAUAAGCAUCAUAGGAUUCCUAAAAUGUUACCACUGAGGGGACCAUAAGCCAGUUUGCUGACUCAGGAAGCUGUAGAAGAAUGAUCAUGUCUGUCCGUUUCUUUUUACUGGUUUGCUCACUUGUUAAUUGUUGCCUUACUGUUACUGAAAUAAAUUUUUAACAUACUAAGGUAGUAUCGUUAACAGAAACACAGAUCUUUAUUGUGUUCUCCUGUAGCCCCAUAUUUGAAGUUAUUUCAAGUCUAUAGAGCCUUUUAAAGCCUUUUUAAAAAUAAUUGCUGUAGAAGACCUAGAUGGCUUAUGUUAUUUUAAUGGGUGAUGUGAGCAAAGAACUCAACUCAACAUGGAAGUGCUAGUUUACUUCACCUGGAAUCCUUUUUGCCAUGGAAUGAAAUUGUGCCGCUCAAUUUCACAUAAAUUAAUGACCUGCUUGGUAAAUGUUAAGCUUCAGCACACUUAGCAGUUUUAAAUCAUCUCCACUGUCAAAGAAAAUCACUGAAGGGCUCAUAAAGAAGGAUGUCUUUAUUGGUGGGUAGGGAUGGGAGGGAGGGAAAAAGAAAUUGUCUUUCAGUCAGAGUGACCUGCUACUCAUUCUGAUCUCCACACAAGGGAAGGGCACCACUACUCCCCAAAAUAGAAUUGUGAGUCCAAGGUCUCUGUGCAAGUUAUUUCAUUUUCCCAGUGAAUUCCCUGGAAACAGUUCAGCACAAGGUAAAGCAGCUGAACAACUUCUAUUCCUAAUACACUUUGCCUUCUUUUAGGGCCAAUAAAGCCAGAAUACGUUUA